ACGAUUUGGAUGAUGGGGUAUUAAUUAUAAUAAUUUAAAACAGUGAGGGGAAAAAAAUAGAACAAAUUACAUGCCACCAUAUAGCACAUUUAUGAACGCAGCAAAAGAAACUGCUUCUCCACCCGAAACCGAAAUUCAUUCAGUUUUCUGCAUUCAAUUCUACCUUUAACAUUCCUUGCCCCAAAAAAAAAAAAAAAAACAGAAACGAAUUUUACCACCUCAAUUAAAAAAACAACAAAAGAUGAACCCAAACAUUGUUUCCAUGUUUUCUCUCGCAUUCUUGUUCUUGAUCUCAACUCAGAUAUGGAUGAUCAACGCCGCAGGUGGCGCUGUUCAAGGCGGCGGCGGCGGUGGAGGAGGGCGGAAGACAGCCGAUACGUCAUCACCGCCUCCGGCGAGCGAGGGUAGCGGUUCAGCUCACGGCCCGAACUGGGACGCCAACUGGGGAUGGGGUUCAACCCCUGGCGGUGGUCAAUGGAGUUACGGCGCGGCUGCUACCCGCUCACCGGGUGGCAGCGGCGGUUCUGGCUUCGGUUUCGGUUGGGGCGGCGGUGGCGGUGGCGGUGGCGCUGUUGGCGGUUUCGGCGGCGUGGGGAACUGGGCAGAUUUUUUGAACGCUUUGGGGGGCGGAGGUGUUUCUGAUAUUGAUCCCAAUACUGAUUAUGUAGAUGGCGCUGGAAAUGAUAAUACUCCUAAUCGACGGUUGAAAAUCGCCGGCUGAUUUUGUUACAAAUUCAUACAACUUAUAUAUUGUUUCUGAAAAAGCUUCCCACUGUGAAAAUAUCAUAUACUUAUAUUAAUAAUUUAUUUAUUAUUGAAUAAAAGCUAGAAUAUCCAUGGGUGUAUAUCGAGAAAUUGCUUGUAAGCUGUUUUUUUUUUUGAAUCAUGAUGAUCGAUGAACAAUGGUCUGGAGUUUGUAUAUAGAAAAAUAAAAGUGACUUUUCACGCGCAUCA
Messenger RNA from Oldenlandia corymbosa var. corymbosa, 954 nucleotides. Lineage: Eukaryota; Viridiplantae; Streptophyta; Magnoliopsida; Gentianales; Rubiaceae. The record is from the annotation of a GenBank genome assembly.